AAGCCGUUGUGAAAGACAAUUGAGAGUUAACAUCGUUUCCUCUCAAACAGUUUGUUUAUUAUUGAUCUCACUCCAGACAAAUCCCCUGCACCACCACCUCGAAAAUGGGUUCCUACGAUCCUUACCCUGCCUCUCCUCCCAUCUCGCCGCCCAAUGGCUUGGACGGACAGAGCAAUGACUUCUCAACGCCGCUCUUUCCUCAAAAACCAAAUAUUCUUUUUAUCAUGGCGGAUCAGCUGGCUGCACCGUUGCUCAAAAUGCAUAACCCAAAUUCGCGAAUCAAGACGCCCAAUCUAGACAGUUUGGCAGAGCGGUCAGUCGUAUUUGAUUCGGCCUACUGCAACUCCCCACUUUGCGCGCCCUCGCGCAUGUGCCUUAUCUCUGGCCAGCUGCCCUCCAAAAUUGGGUCAUAUGACAAUGCCUCUUCCAUCAGCUCCGACACUCCGACCUAUGCACAUUACCUUAGAGCCGCCGGCUACGAGACGACCCUUGCCGGGAAAAUGCACUUUAUCGGAGAUCAGCUACAUGGUUACGAGAACCGUCUGACCGCAGAUAUUUAUCCCGGAGACUACGGCUGGGCCGUCAACUGGGACGAUCCAGACCGCAGACUGGAAUGGUAUCACAACAGCAGCUCCAUCCUGCAGGCAGGUCCCUGCGUGCGCACCAAUCAACUCGAUUAUGACGAGGAAGUUUUGUACAAAUCCAAACAGUACAUCUAUGACUAUGCCAGAUCCGGUGACGACCGUCGUCCCUUUGCCUUGACCGUCUCAUUCACACAUCCACAUGAUCCAUAUGCCAUUGAAGACAAGUAUUGGGAUCGCUAUGAGGAUGUUGAAAUUGACCUGCCCCAAGUCAACAUCAACAAAGAGGACCAAGACCCUCACAGCAAGCGACUCCAACAUGUCUGCGAUCUGGAAGACUAUCAGUUCACCGAUGAACAGAUCAAACGAGCCAGACGUGCGUACUACGGGGCCGUGAGUUACAUUGACGACAAUAUUGGAGAGCUUCUCUCGGUGCUGAAGAAAUGUGGUUUGGACGACAACACAAUCAUUAUCUUCUCUGGUGAUCAUGGCGACAUGUUGGGCGAACGCAACCUCUGGUACAAGAUGUCUUAUUUCGAGAAUUCGGUCCGAGUACCAAUGUUGAUCAGCCAUCCCAAACAAUUCACCCCUCAUCAUGUGUCCCAGAACGUUUCCACACUGGACUUGAUGCCCACACUUGUCGACCUCAUUGGCUCGAAACUGGUGCCUGGCCUACCCAUGGAUGGAAAAUCCCUCAUCCCCCAUCUGUAUGGCAUGGGUGGCCAUGACACUGUCUUUGCAGAGUACAUGGGUGAAGGCACUGUUGCCCCGCUGAUGAUGAUUCGACGUGGUGAUUGGAAGUACAUUACAUGCCCGAUUGAUCCUCCUCAACUCUUCAAUCUUCGCAAUGAUCCUUUGGAAAUCACCAACCUCACUUCGAGCACCGAUCCCGCAAUCCAGUCGGUCUUCAAAGCUUUCGAGGCUGAAGCCAACGCCAAAUGGGAUUUCAAAGCCAUCACGGCCGAUGUCUUGGCCCAGCAACGUCGUCGCCGCCUGGUCUGGUCCGCCCUGACCAAAGGUCGCUUCGAAAGCUGGGACUGGAAAGGUCUUGAAGAUGGCCGCGAGAAGUAUAUUCGAAGCACCAUGCCCUUGGAUGAACUCGAGCGCAAGGCUAGGUACCCGGUCCAUUCCACCGUUCCUACCCAAUUUAUGGUCAACAACAAAGCACAGCUGGCGAUCCGCCAGCCUCCUCAUCUCGCUGAAAUUGCGACUGAUCCCGUGCACUUUCGUUGAGCAGCAGCAUGCAUCAACUUCUGUUUUCUCUUUCAUUUUUGCCAAAUUAUUGCACGCCGCCGUUGACUCUGGCCUGGCCCAUGGCUUUGCCUAUCGUUAAUGUAAGGAUGACUAUGGUUUUAAACUCACUGGUUUACAGCGACGGCGUUCUGGAGUUUCUCAUUUAGCAGGUUUAGAAAAUAGCAAAAACCAGGAGAAUAUUCAAUGAUUCGGUCCUCGAAGCCACAUCCUCCAGGAGACGAUGGUGGUUGCGAGAUGACCGUCUC
Molecule: messenger RNA, 2080 nt
Organism: Exophiala mesophila
Lineage: Eukaryota; Fungi; Ascomycota; Eurotiomycetes; Chaetothyriales; Herpotrichiellaceae
Product: choline-sulfatase
Exons: 1
Coding region: 105-1814 (569 amino acids)
Molecular function (GO): sulfuric ester hydrolase activity
Source: RefSeq, a predicted model, not a curated record